Molecule: messenger RNA, 1242 nt
Organism: Zygotorulaspora mrakii
Lineage: Eukaryota; Fungi; Ascomycota; Saccharomycetes; Saccharomycetales; Saccharomycetaceae
Gene: MDM36
Product: Mdm36p
Exons: 1
Coding region: 1-1242 (413 amino acids)
Source: RefSeq, a predicted model, not a curated record
AUGAAUCAAGAUGGCGAUUAUAGGGAUUCCAUUAUAUCCGUGUUCAAGGAUGGUAAUCACUCGGUAGAUGAUGCUGCAAUUCGAUCGCUUAUUGACCAGCAGACCUCUAAUGCUAAUGAAGUAGAUGUGAAAAAUUGUGAACUAGUCCUAAAUGUCUAUAUAGAGUUCCUGAAACUGGAGUAUUUCAUCGAGAAAACUUGGGAUAUCAAAACUUUGGAAACGAGUGUAGUGGUAAAAUUCGAAUCAUACAGUGGUGGAGUGGAUGACACAAAGACCACAUUCAGUGGCAGCAAAGAUGACGAUACUUUUUAUAAGGAUGUUGCUCUGAAAUGUAUUAGAAAUUGCGAGAAGCUUUCUGGCCGGUUGACAAAAUGCCUGAAUAGUCUCUCAAAUGCUCGGAAUUAUAUCCAUUCAGCACAGGCAAGGCUUUUGGAAGAUCCCGUAACUUUACUGUUAGAGAUAUGGCUUACAUGUAACAAAAAGCUGAAAUUAUUGAGGAAUAGAAUCGCUGGUAUCUUUUUGAGAUCGAAACUACUGAUUAUUGACCACGAGUUGGAAACAUUCAGGGAACAUCUAUCAGAUGCUAACAUAAUAUCAUCUUAUCGCUCAUUUAUUAAAAUUUUUGUUGAGCAAUUGCAAGAUGCGGAGAUUUCAGGAGAUCAGUCAAUGCUUGACGAAUGUCUCUGUGUGUUUUUGGACAUUGAAGCCAUGUUUAACUCUCUGCAUAUCAGUAUGUUACAAUCACAAAACAAGUCUUUGCGAGAUUCAUUAUUGACAGCAGAAGAUCAGGACCAGGAUCAUAAUUUUGAUAGGAGGGAUGGAUCACCAACAGACUUUUUAUGUGAUCAUUCAAGGACUUCUUCAAUGUCUACUUCCACUGAUCUAUCUUGCAUAAUGGAGCGCACGCAUUUAUCAAAAGAAUUGCCGAGUUUAUUGGCAGCGUUUAACAAUGCAAAACGAUUGGAACAGGAAUUAGAAAAUGUCAGAACGGUUCCUAAGCAUUUUCCUUUAUCAGCAUCAGCAUCUGCACUACCACCGUCAUUAUCGCCAUCUAAUUUAAUGGGGAUUUCUACAGAAGGGGGGUUACCUUCAACUACAUUAUUUAAAUCAAAACUAAUGAUGAUGGAACAGCAUAAAAAUUUGAUUAACCAGUUUACACCACCUCUUUCUCAAGGCAAAGCGCCUCUUAGUUCCAGCGGUAGUGGUGUGCUGAGCAACUUGUAUGGUAUCAGCAGACCUUAA